Messenger RNA from Salvelinus fontinalis (brook trout), 809 nucleotides. RefSeq names its product microfibril-associated glycoprotein 4-like. The transcript is spliced from 4 exons. The coding region runs from base 304 to 792 and encodes 162 amino acids. Lineage: Eukaryota; Metazoa; Chordata; Actinopteri; Salmoniformes; Salmonidae. Gene Ontology annotation, biological process: elastic fiber assembly. The record is from RefSeq and is a predicted model, not a curated record.
UGUGAGUUCGUGCCCAUGUCGGGUGGAAUUUCCACUCUGUCACAUUUGCAGUGGAUUUCCACUUUGUCACUAUUGCACAAAAGUAAAUGAGUCUACAAGGAGGGACAGGCAUGUUCUUUAAAUGGUAUAAAACUGAACUUCCAAAGACCUUGCUAUUCAUAAUUUUCCUCCAUUUCAACGUUACUCUCGGAGCAAGGAAGGAUCACAACUUCGGACAACUUCCCUAAGGUCAUUUUAUCCUAUCAGAGAAAUAAUGAAGGUGAUCCAUGAGAGAAAGGAUGGGACAGUGAACUUUUACCAUGGAUGGGACCAAUACAGGAGUGGGUUUGGGCAGGCAUCCGGAGAGUACUGGUUAGCACCUUGUGUUCUCCCUCAGGCCUAGAAAACAUCCACCUCCUCACUCAGAGGAAGAAGUAUGAGUUGAGGGUGGACCUGGAGGACUUCGAAGGGGCUAAAGUCCACGUCCAGUACUCCUCCUUCUCUGUCGACUCCGAGCAUGAAGGAUACAAGCUGCAUUUAAGUGGCUUCAAAGAUGGAGGUGACGGAAAAUCUAUGGAUGAACACAAUGGGCAGAAGUUCUCCACCUUCGACAAAGACCAGGACACUCACGCUUCAAACUGUGCUAAAUCAUAUUUAGGAGGAUGGUGGUAUGGAGAAUGCCACAGUGUCAAUCCCAACGGGGUAUAUCUGUGGGGCGACUCAAUCUAUGGUAUUGGUAUCAACUGGGUGUAUUGGAAAGGUUAUAAAUACUCUUUAAACGCCAUUGAAAUGAAGAUAAGGCCUGUGGAAUAAGUUCAGAACCUCUCACA